Molecule: messenger RNA, 714 nt
Organism: Laccaria bicolor S238N-H82
Lineage: Eukaryota; Fungi; Basidiomycota; Agaricomycetes; Agaricales; Hydnangiaceae
Exons: 3
Coding region: 1-714 (237 amino acids)
Source: RefSeq, a predicted model, not a curated record
AUGAUUACGAGUUGUAAUUUAUUCAAAUCUCUUUCAAGUUACUCUCCCUUCUUCGACGAUUCUAUUCAGCUCUCGAUCGAGGGACAUUCCGGGUCUGAGGAUGAACCCAUUGCUCUUGUUAUUGCGCAACACGAGCUUGUCAAACGAAUACCAGCGAGCGGCCGGCCGAAGGAUCUACUCAAAAGUGGGCUUCAUGAGCCACGUUAUGUUUGUUAUCGCGUCUAUAGAACGCAGGGCGCCAUAGUUCUAAAGACAUCAUUCGAUCCAGACGACAAUUUAUUGGGUCGCAUCGACAGGUUUUCCAUCGCGCCACCUCAUAACGUUUCUUCCCUCAAGUCCCGAAUUGCCAACAUUGAAGGAAUAACCAAGAAAAUUAAAAUAUACAAAGACACUGAUGGCGAGGUAUUGUUGAGAGAAUUUGAUGCUGUUCCCCUUCUCGCUGAGGUCUACCCGGGCUGUAACGUGGAGAAUCCCAUAGCGGUUAUCUAUGGGGAAGAAGAAGACAGAAUAUGGUUUCUCGGAGUGGUUUGGGAUCCAACAUUUACAAAGCCAUUUAGGGCCGAUUACACAGAUAUGCCUGACGAAGAAAAUCUUGCGUUAUGGCUCCCAGUAACUUCUGGAGAAAUAUUUUACACAAACGGUAUCAAGACCAUUGAAACGUAUCUCAAGACAACAGAGUCAUACCUUCACCGGUGGCCAUAUAAUGGUAACUAA